AUGGCCGCCACGCCUAAGCAGAUCCGUUUCGAAGAAGAUGGGUUCGAGGAUUGGUCAGACUCACCAAGCUCGCCUUCCCGGUCACCAACGCCCAGUGUCAGCUCCUUUCAACGCGACUCUCGCCCAAAGCGAGGCACGACGCGCAUUCCUGCACGAAUUGUUUCCAAGCGCGCGUUGAUACACCUUGGAUACUCCUUUGCCGAGGAUGGAGACACCAUUAUUGUUCAGCUGGCACUCGGACAAAAUCACAUUGAGGAACUUCUCGAACUCAGCAAAAGAAUCCGAAGUUCAGACCAAGGCACUUCGGAAAUCGGUGAUAGCGGUGAAGCGGCCCCUCAGGUUGAAGAUGGAGGCUAUGACUGGAUCAACGUCAACGCACCUGAUACAGAGACGCCGCAUCUACAGACGGGAGAAAUCAAAGACUUCUCUGGAAACGAGGACAGAGAGUCGACGCCAGAUGACACGGAUUGGGAUUGGGACGAUUUUGAAGGUCCAGUGAUCUACUCAGGGGUUCUAAACCUGAACAGCACAAAAUCGUCCAUGGACAAUGAGAUGAACUCUACUGCUGGAAAACUUCUGGCUUGGAAUCAAGAAAAGUCAGAUCUCAUUAAUGGAGCUAAAACGGAGCUCAAUACAGUGCAUGCAGCAGAGUUCUAUAAGGAUCGAGCCGGCAACCAAAAGGUCACUCUUGCCUGCCCGGAGGACUACGAGUUUGGGGCUACAGAUGAGUCCCUUGUUCGGUUAAGAUGGUUACACGUACAGUCCGAGUCCUUGAAUAUCGCGACUAUGGAGACUCUGAUUUCAGACUGUCCAUAUAUAUCCCAAUCACUAAGACUAGUAGCACUCGCAGUUCUCAAAGAAGUCACUGCGAAAUGUGAGAGAUCCUCAGAAAAUGGCUCCUACCUCGAACCUGGCUCUGUUAUCCAAUACAUUGGGAGAUACAACAGCUCAUUUGGGGUCUAUGAAGACGAAGACGCCACUGAUACCGAACCUGUAGUCUUCGUCUCUUCACCUCACCUUCUUCUUACCGACAAGCGCCCAACCAAAAGGUUUCCCGGGAAGCACUAUAUGAGGAGUCUUCGAGAAGUUCUCUAUGGCUAUGACGAUGAAACACAGUCCAAUAACGAGUCUCGAGGACGGAAUCACAAGCUUGACGAGGAUGAACCACCCAAAUUGAAGGUUCCGCAAAUUUGGACGUUGAUAGUUGGUGCAGACCUGAUUAUCACCUUUUCAGAACUUUUGUCGCCGGAGAUACAACAAAAUAUGAUCAAGAUUGACCGGACAAAAUCAUCUGUAGGACUUUACACCGUCAGGCUCAUUGACGAACAAGACAUGUGCCGGUAUCAUGUUGUCGUUAAAGCAGACUGGAAAUAUGCAGACUUCCUGAAGCACGCGGUGGCACUGGCACUGAAGGGACAAGGUCCUGUGAAUGCAGCUGCUUACGUGCUAGUCAACGAUUAUUGGGGCAUAAUCACAGCAGAUAUCUGGCUGAACUUACUUGCGAGUGAGACAAUUGAGAACUAUGUCUUCGGAAUCCGAGAGAAACACGAGGCGCAGCGGAGACCUAACGAGGAAUUCCUUGCUUUGUCGGAGAAGCUCCUCACUGCGGGGAGCAGGAGCAAUCUGGGCAGCCGCAGAGCGUCACGCCGGAGUUCAUUCAGGUCGGACUCGAGAGCCACAAACUUGAAUCCGAUCGACAUGGAUAUGCAGAUAGUACUGCAUCCUGGUAUGUGGGAAUAUGGUGGUGACUCUCCGAGUCCUUCAGAAGACGGGUUAGACCAGGUAGGAAGCGACACGUUUGAAACUUCAACCAUGUCGUUUGACUCACACUUGGGCAUUGAUAAUUCCUCACUCGAUGGCACUGUCGACUUGACUACAUCCAUGUCGGAAAUAAGCUUUAGGAUGAGAAACAUAGCCAACUUUGAGUCAUCUGUCUCGCUUGGGGGUGCUGAAGCCCCCAGGCUCUUCAAGCUUAAAAAAGAAACGGUAGAAUCGAAUCAGACGAGUGAAACAACUGGUAGCCCGCGAUUACAGCCUGGCCAGUCAUAUGCCGAGGUUGUCGAGGAAAGAAGAUUCAUUCUCCCACGAAUUCACAGACAAACAACUCGACCUAUGUCAACGAGGAGUUUGAGAUCGAACCUCACGUCCAACGUUCCUGUAUCACGUCAUAGACGAAGUCGAAACCGUUCAAGAACUCCAAGCUUUACUUAUGCCCGCGACUCUCCUUUAGAAGCAGAGCCACUUCCAUCUUGGCUCACUGAUCAGGAGCAGUUCAGAAGAACACGCAGUGAUGCAAGUUCGUUCAGCGGCUCGUGGACUAGACAAACUCCCGAUCGGGGAUUUGGGACGAGUUUUCCCUCCACAAGCUUACCGCCACUGAGUCUAGGCGAUCUUAACUUUGUACCAUUUCUUGCCUGGAGAUUAACAUGGGACGACGACAAGAGAUCACAGUCGGAGAUUGAAAAGACCCUUACUCAGCUACUAGGUAAUUUGAACGCGACCAUCGAGUCGGAUAGGAUCGGGAAAUGGUACAAGGCUUCUUUUGAAUGUACCAAGGGCGAGCUUACCCAGCGGCUGGCUAGCAUGCUACAAUUAUCUCCCCCCAAACCAACUGGAGAGGCAACUGAGGGCGUGGCGCAGACUUACUCGAGGCCGGACGUCAAUCCAGGAUCGAACCCCGUAGGUGACGCCAAUGUACAAGAACCAGACCUAAAAAACAGCACUGAACUUGGGGGAUCUACCGGAAGCCUUGUAGCUCAAGCGUCAACGUUGUUUGGGUCUACCGAAAACGAAGAAAAUGAGUUGGACCCGAAGGUUGAACCUAACACACACUUUCGCCAACCUGUACACAGUUCAUCGUGCGAAGAUCUCCGAUCUGGGAAUGAUCCUUGGAAACUGAUGGAUUCUAAAGAGGACCAUGAAUCAUUCCUUCUGUCGAGAAUCUUUAGCGUUUCUCAGAGUAUGCUUAGCGCGUUUCUUCCCGACGAGGGGCGUCUCGUUCAUCACCCGGUCUGUAAACGAUUCUGGGGUUCAGUUGACGCGAUAUUGAGGGGGCUUCAGUGGUCGAUCGAUGAGAUGAAAGGAACGGAUCAGCUUUCCUGGUUUGUAACACGGCCAACCACCCCCUUUCCGCCAGGGGAGUCAGCCUCGAUCUCAGGCUCUAAAGCUCUGAGCGAUUGCGAUGAGUGCGACAAGGUGAAAGGGUACUUGUCACCAGAAGAAGCACUCGACCAUUGGCACAAGGUUCACAUGAGAACUCCCUGUCUGCACCAAGCGAAAAAGGGCCGGGUGUUUGAUGAUCCCUGUUUCGUUUGGAUCCGCCGCCACGCAGUCGAAGAAUCCUGGACUAUCAGAUCGAAGACAGCUCCUAGGAACGAAGUGGUUUCGUGUCUAGAACUAUUCUGUGAAGAGUUGCUAGACAUGGUUGACCGGACGGAGGAACUCCACAAGCUGGUCAUGAGCGUGACCAGCCUGGGAGACUCGGUCGACUGCCAUGACAGCCGGCCUCAUCUGCCUAAUAGCCUAGUUGAGGCCUUUGAGCGGAUCAUUGGCCUUUUCGUACUAAAAGCUAAGGAAAUCUCCUGGAUGAACAGACUCACUGUCACUCCUGAUUCGUUAUACGGCCGUCAUGCUGAGCGACGUUUGAUGGAUCUCAAGAGGAAUGCGGCAGCAAUCUCAGAGCGUGUUCGCAAUCACCUCGACCGAGCGAAGGAGGACAUUAUCCUAUUGGGGACCAGCAGGGGUGACAUGGACAGGAUCAUCAUCGCGCCAAUAGGCCCCGAGUUCCUGGCAAUUGCGCUGAUAAGCAACCUGCAGAAUAACAUAUCCAAGCAAGGUACCAACGAAAAGGUCGAUCUCAUCAGUCACUACCGAGCCCACACCGCCAGGCUCCGGUUCAACACCAAUCGAAAGCCGAAGCGGCAGGCUUUUGUUGAGAUCCAUGCUCUUGAAGAGGAGUUGGAGGCUUUGCAGAUGGUGGUCGCUUCGCAGCAAGGGCUAUUGAGGGCGUACCAGAGGCUCUUUUCCCCGUUGAACUUCAAGCACCCCAUGACCGACUGGAUCUACUAUAAGGAACGGAAAUCUCUUUUCAAGCUUGAGAGCAAGUGCGUACGCAGGCAGCAGCGACGAUUGGCGGAGCGCGACAGGGCGCUUGGAGUUCUUCGGAAGAAGGUAAGGGUGUUGAGAGACGAGACGAAGCAGAGGAUUGAAAUCCUUGACGAGGGCCAUGGAAAGGCGAUUCGGGUGUUUACCAUAGUGACAUUGUUCUUUCUGCCACUGUCAUUCGUUACGAGCUUUUUCGGAAUGAACACAACCGACAUCAGAGAUACCGACUACGACCAGAAGAUCUUCUGGAUCUCGGCCCUCCCCGUCACAUUCGGGGUCAUAGGCUUGGCAUUUCUUUACGGCUACAAGUGGGAUAUGAUCGCGGCAUGGGCAAACGGGGCGCUGAGAUCGGCCGACAAGAGUACAGCACCCCAUGAUUUCUUGAUUGAGGAGAUACCGACUUGGACGAGCACGGCGGAACCCAAAGAUACCUGGUUGCCGAAUCAUGGAAGAGCCAGCGUCACCGGUUGGAGAUAUCGGAUGUCGUAUCUAUCCGCACGGCAGCGGCGGCGAAAGGGCAGAGUUCCUAGGAAGAAGACGGACGAUAGUCUCUUUCGGCCAUAG
Messenger RNA from Colletotrichum scovillei, 4668 nucleotides. RefSeq lists its product as uncharacterized. Gene Ontology annotation, molecular function: metal ion transmembrane transporter activity. The coding region runs from base 1 to 4668 and encodes 1555 amino acids. Gene Ontology annotation, biological process: metal ion transport; transmembrane transport. Gene Ontology annotation, cellular component: membrane. The transcript has 9 exons. The record is from RefSeq and is a predicted model, not a curated record. Lineage: Eukaryota; Fungi; Ascomycota; Sordariomycetes; Glomerellales; Glomerellaceae.